CUCGCUCUCUCUCUCUUCCCCUCGAGAUACACUGUAGCUCUACCUCGAAGAUCUCAGCGCUUCGGUUUUUGUAUGCGGCCGUGGACCUGAAGAGGGAUCUAUCUUUAUCUCUCCGACCCUGGUGGAAAGAAGAGAUCUUUUCCAUGGUAUGAUGGCUUCUUCGAUCUCGUCAUCGAGCCCUCGCACUGUAGAAGAGAUCUUCAAGGACUACAGCGCUCGGCGCACUGCCCUCGUCCGCGCUCUCACUUACGAUGUGGAUGAAUUCUACUCGCUCUGCGAUCCAGAAAAGGAGAAUUUGUGUCUGUAUGGUCACCCAAACGAAUCAUGGGAGGUGGCUCUGCCCGCCGAGGAAGUUCCUCCAGAGCUUCCUGAACCAGCCUUGGGCAUUAACUUCGCUAGAGAUGGAAUGAAACGCAAGGACUGGCUGUCUUUGGUGGCUGUGCAUAGUGACUGUUGGUUGCUCUCUGUGGCCUUCUACUUUGGUGCUCGAUUUAACCGCAAUGAAAGGAAGCGUUUAUUUAGCCUGAUAAAUGACCUGCCAACCCUUUUUGAAGUUGUAACGGAGAGAAAGCCUAUAAAAGACAAGCCUAACAUGGACAGCGGGAGCAAGUCAAAAAACAUCACUAAGAGAUCCAUCGAUGGACCAACUAGAAGCACCCCGAAGCCAUAUGAAGAUAACUAUGGCGAAGAGGAAGAUGAACAUAGUGAAACGCUCUGUGGAAGCUGCGGCGGCAACUACAGUGCCGACGAGUUUUGGAUCUGCUGUGACAUCUGCGAAAGGUGGUUCCAUGGGAAAUGUGUGAAGAUAACGCCGGCCAAGGCCGAGAACAUCAAGCAGUACAAAUGUCCUUCUUGUAGCUCAAAAAGGAGCAGGCAGUAAGUGGCUCCGGAGGCUAAACCAUGUGGAGGGAGGGGGGUUUGGUUGCGAGCAUGACAACUUUGGCGGUUUAACUACAGGAUCAUGGUAAUUAAUAUUAUCCAAAAGCAUCAGAAUCUGAAGUUAGCCCUUCUAAUUAAUACUACAAUUCUUUUUGCUUUGCUGCUAAGUUAUGUUUGAAGUGUUUAGCCGUAGAAAAGUCAGUACUUUGUCCUCGGGGCAAGACUUCGGCUGCUUUGUGCACAAAUCAGCCUCUCUAUGGAUGUUUGUGUUGUAAGAAAUGUUUUACCCUAAUAGUAGUUUACAAGAUUUGAGCUGAUCGUUCAGCAC
Molecule: messenger RNA, 1207 nt
Organism: Rhodamnia argentea
Lineage: Eukaryota; Viridiplantae; Streptophyta; Magnoliopsida; Myrtales; Myrtaceae
Product: PHD finger protein ALFIN-LIKE 2-like
Exons: 5
Coding region: 149-880 (243 amino acids)
Biological process (GO): regulation of DNA-templated transcription
Cellular component (GO): nucleus
Molecular function (GO): transcription cis-regulatory region binding; transcription coregulator activity; histone binding
Source: RefSeq, a predicted model, not a curated record